UACCGCGAGAUAUGUAACUUCGUGUAAUUCGGUUCCGUGUUUGACAUAACAAAGGCGUGAGAAGUUAUUAUGGGUUCAGAGGUUAAACAGGUCCAGAGCACCAAUGACAGCAGCAUUGUUAGCAAGUGUUCGAUGGUUGGUCUUGGCUACUUCCAGGAUGACUUUUUGAAGUGUUUUGUGACUAAGCAAAGCAGAAGAGCACCCCUCAUUAACCGUGGUUAUUACGUUCGAGCAAAAGCUGUGGAUCACUGCCUGAAACAAUUUUUGUUGCUGACAAAGGAUCACCCUGUCAGACAGAUACUGUCCCUUGGUGCUGGUUUUGAUUCCUUGUACUUUCGCCUGAAGGCCUGUGGACUGCUAGAAAAGACUGUUGUGAUUGAGAUAGACUUUCCUGCCGUUGUACAUCGUAAAAGAGCACUGAUCAGAGCAAAUCAAGAACUUGCUGCACUGGUGGGCUCUGUUGACAGUGCUGAAUCAGGGUUGUUGCAGCUUGAGGGGACUGACUACAAGUUACUUGCAGUAGAUCUGAAUGACCUGCAAAUGCUUGACUUGGGGCUGACCAAGGCUAACUUCAACCCAACUGUCCCAACACUGGUUUUGUCUGAAGUUGUGAUAACAUACCUGACAAAUGAAAGAUCUUCAGCACUGAUCAAGUGGGCAGCAGACAGUUUGUCAUCAGCUGUGUUUGUCAUCUAUGAACAGAUCUGUCCAGAUGACCCCUUCGGUCUCGUCAUGCGGCAGCACUUCAGGCAACUUAAUUCAACAUUGCAUGCUGUUGCUCAGUAUCCUGAUGCAAAGGCACAGUGGAAACGCUUUGCAGAACUGGGUUGGGAAGACUGUACUUGCAUUGAUAUGAAUGAGUUCUACUUUGGAUUAAUCCCUGAGGAGGAGCGCAGGAGGACAGAUUUUCUGGAGCCUUUUGAUGAGUACGAGGAAUGGCACUUGAAAUGCUCCCAUUAUUUCAUUUUGUCUGCAUCCAAAGGAGAAAUGGUUCAUUACCCCCUACUUAAGCUUCCUGCAGAUUUUGCAUUGAAGAUACCAGUUACAUUUAACAAUAAAACAAUCGUAGUAUCACCUAUUCGUACAGACCUUGUAUUUUUGGGUUUAAAAAGAUAUGGUCAUCGUUCUUCAGCAGUAGUGCCACAUAUCGUCAUCACCACUGGUGGUUAUGGAGAAAGUGAAUGUGCAGGACAACAUAGCCGCCUUAAAGACAUCCACUGUAUGGCAAACUUUGGAGACAGAUGGAUAUCUGCAACAGUGCAGGCCAAACAGGCAGAAAACAUAUGGGGUGAGCGAAUGUUUCAUAGUAUGACCAUGCUGUCUGACCAAAGGUGCAUAGUUAUUGGGGGUCGAUCAUCUCCACUGUGUGCUUUCCAGGAGGUUCUGUGCUGUGAGUUUAAUAACCUGACCAGCAGUGACCCAUCUAGUAUAGAAAUUUCGGCUGAGGCAGUUGACUGCAGUGGGAAAAAACCUUCCCCUAGGUGGCGACAUUCAGCAGCUGAGGUAAUUUAUAAAGAUCGCAAGUAUCUCUUUGUAUAUGGUGGGCGUUCAUCUUCUGAGAUGGUCCUAACUGACUGCCAUUUUCUAGACUUGGACAACUUCACUUGGGUGCAGAUACCAGUUGAAGGGCCUUACCCAGAAGGACGUCAUUCCCACACUGCCACCUGCUGGAAUGAUAGCAUCAUAGUCGCUUGUGGUCUAGGAAAAGGAACAAUGCCUCUGGGAUGCAUCUACCAAAUCCAGCCUACUGACAGUGGGUUCAGAUGGCAGAAAUUCCAGUGUCAUCCAGCUAUUGUUCCACGGUAUUCACACACAGCCCAUGUCAUUGACGAUAAACUUCUGCUGGUGGGUGGAGUUUGGAUUCAUUCAGAUCCAGUUCCAGGAGUUACUGUGAUUGACCUGAAAACAGGAGAAAGUCAAAAUUACCAGCUCAGUGUAGCAAAUAUGAAAUGGCCCUUAAUGCUGCAUAACCAUAGCAGUGUGCUGCUUGAAGAAGAGAAACAGCUGCUUAUCACAGGUGGAGGAGGAAAUUGCUUCUCAUUUGGAACUCAUCUAAACGUGCUACCAGCCCUGCUUAAUAUAGCAGAUAUCCUGUAACACAACAUUUCAGUUCAUGUCUUGGCAGAUUAGCCAGAUCUGCACAGCCUACAUUUUUAACCAUUGAUUGAUAAUCCUCUUCCCACACAAGCACUCUAGCAUUGUAGUCAUUCACUUUGUUGUACAUAAUUUUAAUCAUGUAAUAAUUUUGUAUUGUAAAUAAAGACUUUUUUUUACUUGCACUACUAUUUGAGUUGUUCACUUAGCACAGCCAGAAGGGAAGUAGCACUAUUUUCACUGUAUGAAUUUUGAAGCACACAGGCUUUAAGACACUCUUAAUCAGCAGAUGAGACUUUCUCUUGUUAAAUUUUUUUUGUCGCAGUUUCUUACAGAACCUGGCCCUGACCGUUAAACUUCUCUAAUGUUAUCAGACCAGCCUCAUGAGGAGGAGGAACCAAAUAAGCACAUCUCUUUCCUGAUGGUUGUAGAAGCUGGGUGGUCUAAACUUACUUUGCAUCAUUUUGUUGGUUUCUUAGGAAAUACUUUCCAUUUAAACUUACUUCAUUCAGCCUUAUGUUUGCCACCUCUGGAAGA
This is a messenger RNA of Protopterus annectens (West African lungfish), 2631 nucleotides long. It is a transcript of the gene LCMT2, whose product is annotated as leucine carboxyl methyltransferase 2. The coding region runs from base 70 to 2097 and encodes 675 amino acids. NCBI's taxonomy places the organism in Eukaryota, Metazoa, Chordata, Ceratodontiformes, Protopteridae. The record is from RefSeq and is a predicted model, not a curated record. Gene Ontology annotation, biological process: tRNA methylation; wybutosine biosynthetic process. The transcript is spliced from 14 exons. Gene Ontology annotation, molecular function: protein binding; tRNA methyltransferase activity.